Molecule: messenger RNA, 1156 nt
Organism: Nematolebias whitei (Rio pearlfish)
Lineage: Eukaryota; Metazoa; Chordata; Actinopteri; Cyprinodontiformes; Rivulidae
Exons: 6
Coding region: 130-948 (272 amino acids)
Source: RefSeq, a predicted model, not a curated record
UGCGGCUGGUUUGGCUCCAGAUGCAAACACAGAGCUUGUUCGCUCUCCUCUCGAGUGGCAGCUCGGCCCUGAAGGCUGACACUGGACUGGAAGGACAACGAAGACAGAGGGGGACGGGACACUCCCGGGAUGGAGAAUUCUCCAUCCAAGCCAUCUGUGGCUGAGCUUGCAGGAAGGUUAAAAGGUCACAUUCUGCCCAGCUCCAAAGAUGAGUUUCGAAAAAGACCUCCGUGUUCCCUGAAGUUGCACAAUCCAGCACAAGAAAACGAAGAGUCGGAUAAAUCAGUUUCACCCGGCACCGUUAAAACAAAGAUGAAGAACUCUGCCAUGAUAGAAAAACUGCAGGCCAACCUCGCUCUGUCACCCACUUCUCUGCUGCCAUCAUCUAAGGGUCCUGACGUGAAGCUGCAGCCGACACAGCUGUCCCCUACCUUGCCCCAAAGCCCCCUGAGCCCCUCCCUGCGACCGCCACAUCUGUCCAGCGAAGAAGAGAAUCCCAUCAGCUUUGACAGCCCUCCUGAAGGCACCCCACUGCAGAGUUUUAACAAGAACCGUCCACGGUUAUCAGUCAAACGGCGCCUGCCCACAAGACAGCACCGAAGGUCAGCCGGCGAGGAGGAAGGUGCUGCUGGGAGUGAACCGUCCCCAAGUGAACUGGAUGUCCCCAAAGAAAACGGGGACGAGGACCAGGUUUUAAUUGACCUGAAGGAGGAAGCCGAGUCUGGUUUGAAGGAAGCAGAAAAGGGGGAUGAAGACUGUGAAAAGAUGGAGGCAGAGGUGGCACACAGUGACCCUGACGACGGGGGGGAUUUGGAGCAGGAAGUGGAACAAGCCUCUCCCGCAGAGACUCUAAAGGAGGAUCAGGAGCCUGCCGAGUCUGACAAGCAGAUGGAGGAGCAGGACGAGGCGCCUCAUGAGGCAGACCUGGGAGAACACGAGACAAAAUGAACUGUUUAAGGAAAUAUAAGUUAUUCAGUGCUUUCAAUACGAGAACUCUUCUUGGAGAGUUCAUCAGGUUAAAAGUCUGAUUGAAGUUGUUUUGUUGCCCUCUCCUGGCUGUCCAUGGAACAGGUCAGAGCACUGGACAGUCCAAAGCAGCCGUUUCUGCUUAUGUAACAAAAAAAAGUACAACAGGUGGAACUUCAUCCAUGACCAC